Molecule: messenger RNA, 1035 nt
Organism: Parnassius mnemosyne (clouded apollo)
Lineage: Eukaryota; Metazoa; Arthropoda; Insecta; Lepidoptera; Papilionidae
Source: the annotation of a GenBank genome assembly
AUGGGCGUCACCUGGAAAACUAUUUUACGUUGGGAUACAGGAUAUAGCGCCGACUCAGUCGAGUGGUGUCCUUUGGAGCCCUAUAGAAAUUUUCUCGUAUGCGGCACAUAUCAGCUGGAUAAGAAAAACGAAGAACAGCAGGACACGAAACAGAAAAGAUUGGGCAGAAUACAUUUGUUUAUGGUAGAUACAAAUACUAAAGAGUUAUUUCCCAUACAAACAAUUGACACCUCUGGGAUAUUAGACCAGAAAUGGUGCCACCAUCCUAUACAGAACUACCCUGUACUGGGUGUGGUCACGUCAGAAGGCUUCAUACAGCUUUAUAGAUUGCACACAGUGAACGAUUCCGUAGAAUUGAAGUUGUGGACACAAGCUAGUAUUGGGCAGGGCAUUUUAGCUCUUUCACUGGAUUGGUCGAGUAACAAGAUCCAUGUUCUUGAGCCAAGUAUAGCGGUUAGUGAUUCAGCGGGAAAUGUAAAGAUCUUGAAAGUAGUCGGUGACAGUUUAAGAGAAAUCGGUGCAUGGAAAGCUCAUGGGUUCGAAGCUUGGAUUGGCGCCUUUAAUUUUUGGAAUAUGGAUAUUUUUUAUUCGGGCGGUGAUGACUGUCUUUUCAAAAGUUACGACAUAAGAGUACCAGAUGCAGUGAUUACCAACAAGAGUCACGAAGCCGGAGUCACUGCAAUCAGAAGUGACGUAGAGAAUGAACACCGCCUCUUGACUGGCAGUUACGAUGAAAAGGUGCGGUUAUGGGACGCCAGAAACCUGAGAAAAUGCAUCACGGAGGUAGACGUCGGUGGCGGGGUAUGGCGACUUAAAUUCCAUCCAUGUGACAGUAGCGUGGUUUUAGCUGCUUGCAUGUACGGCGGUUUCCGUGUACUACGGAUCGAUAAACAAGUGUCUGUAAUUUGCGAGUAUUUGGAACAUGAGAGUAUCGCCUACGGUGCGGAUUGGAAGGUCGAGAAGAACUCUUCAACCGUUGCAACUUGCUCAUUCUACGAUUGUAAAAUGCAUAUUGGCAAAAUUGUUUUAGACUAA